Messenger RNA from Ceutorhynchus assimilis (cabbage seed weevil), 2074 nucleotides. The record is from the annotation of a GenBank genome assembly. NCBI's taxonomy places the organism in Eukaryota, Metazoa, Arthropoda, Insecta, Coleoptera, Curculionidae.
CGCCGAUAUUUAUUUUUUUGUAAACCGGAAUGGUAUGAUCGGCGGCGUGGAAGCAUUGGAAGAAGUCAGAAACAAUUUAAACAAAUAGCUGUAUCGAACGCCAGCGCUUCAAGAUGAAUAGUGAUUCAGACAAUUCCAUAAGUGAGAAGGAGGUUCCUGAAAAAUCUUCAGCCAACCUCAAAUUGACAGAAAUUUUGGAAAAGUAUCACAUAAUAUUCAAGAAAUCCCAAGUUCCUAAAAUAAAAGAAAAAAAAAAGAAGCAUACAAAGAAAUUUAUCAAAAAAUAUAUUGUACAAAUUGUUAAAAAUAUAAGUGAACAACAGCUGAAAAGAAAAAUUCAAAAUAUGAAAACAGAGGUAAAGAAAAAGACCGACAUAAGUGCAACUGGAAAUAAAAAUAUUAUUUUGAACUUGUGGGAGAGGCAACUGUUGACGUUGGUGGAAGGAAAAGAAAAACCCAGUUUUUCAAAAGAUACCAGAGGACAUGGCACAUAUGAAGAAGAUGGCGAUUUAAAAGCUUCAGUGGCAGGUGUGAAGGAACAAGUUAAUAAACUAAUUUCAGUAAGACCAUUGAAAAGUCGCUAUGAUGGCCAAGUGGGUGAGGUUUUGGUGGGCAGAAUAAUGGAAGUGCAACAGAAACGUUGGAAGGUAGAUACUAAUGCUAGACUGGACUCAGCCUUAUUGAUAUCGUCAGUUAACUUACCUGGGGGAGAGCUGAGGAAAAGAUCGCUACAAGAUCAGCACAGUAUGAGACAGUAUCUUCAGGAAGGCGACUUAAUUAGUGCAGAAGUUCAAAGUAUUUUUGUUGAUGGUACUUUAUCUUUGCAUACUAGAAGUUUACGGUACGGAAAGUUAGCGCAAGGAAUAUUAGUAAAAGUUUUCCCAUCUCUAAUAAAAAAAACCAAACUCCAUUAUCACAAUUUACCAUUUGGUGUUGGCAUCAUACUUGGCAAUAAUGGCUAUGUUUGGAUAAGCCCCCCAGUUAGUACUACUGAGUUAGAAGGAAAUGAGGGUGGGUUUGUACAAAACCUAGAAGAAGUUAUACCUAGAGACAUCAGAGAAGCAAUGGCCAGAGUCAGAAAUUGCAUUUUGGCCUUGGCUCAGAGUUACAUGAUGCUCUUUAACACCAGUGUAGUGGUUGCCUAUGAAGAAUCAUUGAAAUAUGCCGUGCAUGAAUUAUUAUUGCCAGAAGUAAUGAUUGAUGUUGCCUUGCUCACUCAGCAAAGGAUGAAUAUGAUGGAAGACUAUGAAUUUUAACAAAUUGUCCAAGAAAUAAAUCUUUUUUUAAAAUAAUGUUUUCUUAUUCGCCUAAUUUAAUUACCUACAAAACAUUAAUUAUUGGUAGAUACUAGUUUAUAAAUAUCCUAAAACUCAAUGGAAAAUUUUCCAAGUAACAUCAGAUAGUAUAUAAUUCAAUGUUUCACCACCCUAAGAAAAGUCGGCCUAAGCGUCUAGAUCAAUCGUCAGUUAAGUCCGUGUUAGUUAAAAAAAAACCUUAGGAUGUUUGUCAAUAUAUUGUUUUUGUGUGGCACAAUCUAAGAUUUUCGCUAACUAACAAGAACUUAACAAACGAUUAAUCUAAUAAUAUUAUUUUGAUUUAUAUUCCAGUAACGUUCCUGAUAAAAUUUCUAUAUUCUGGAUUAACAAUGCGGCUAUAGACUCCUGGACUAGUACCACAGGGUUUAAAUGCCCAAGAAACAAUUCCAUAUUGAAUGCCAUUAACAACGAAAGGUCCUCCCUCGUCACCCUGAUACAAAAAUACAAUUAUUGACUAAGGAUAAAAGUUGACAAAUCUCCUUACACUACAAUGUCCGCUCCCCUUCUUGUAACUGCACAUGUAAUGAAAACUAUCAUAAAUAUCAUAGCCGCCAUAGACAGCUAACUUGUCAGUACAUUCUUCAUCUGAUAAUAGCUGCAAAUCAAGGGUUUUCAGAUAUUGUGUAUAAUUUGUAGAUGAUGCUGAAGUGUUGACACCCCAACCAGCUAUAGCUCCAUCAACAUGAAGUGGUAUAUCUUCAUCAUCGUCCGGCAAUUUUAUAGGUUGCGCAUUAUCAGCAAAUGGAAUUUCUUCUUCG